AUGGCUGAGCUGGAUCUGAUGGCUCCAGGGCCACUACUUGGGGCCGCAGCUCACCCGCUGGCCCCUCUCAGCCCAGGCUCUGGGCCAGUCAGCCCAGCAGAAGAAGAGGACGUGGGCUCCCCGGAGAGGCCCUGCAGGGAGGCUGAGGGACAGGACAGUGGCUCUGCGGAGCAGGGGGCUCCUGGAGGCCAGGAUGAGGACAUCCUGUGUGAUUUCUGCCUCGGAACCAGCAGGGUGAGGGCGGUGAAGUCCUGUCUGACCUGCCUGGUGAAUUACUGUGAGGAGCACUUGCGGCCACACCAGGAGAACAGCAAACUGCACAGCCACCAGCUGACGGAGCCAGUGCGGGACCGUGACCUGCGCACCUGUCCCACCCACCGCAGACCGCUAGUCACCUUCUGCUGCCGGGAUCAGCAGAGCAUCUGCCAGCAGUGUGGCCAGGAGGAGCACAGGGGCCACACCACGGUCUCCCUGGAGGCGGCCCGCAGGGACAAAGAGGCUGAACUUCGGUGCACCCAGUUAGACCUAGAGCGGAAACUCAAGCUGAAUGAAAAUGCCAUCGCCAGGCUCCAAGCUAACCAUAAAUCCGUCCUGGUGUCGGUGUCAGAGGUAAAAGUGGUGGCCGAAGAGCAGUUUGGGGAGCUCCUUGCAGCUGUGAGGAAGGCCCAGGCUGAUGUGAUGCUCUUCUUGGAGGAGAAGGAGCAGGCUGCGCUGAGCCAGGCCAAUGGCAUCAAGGCCCACCUGGAGUACAGGAGUGCAGAGAUGCAGAAGAGCAGGCAGGAGCUGGAGAGGGUGGCCGCCAUUGGCAACACUGUCCUGUUCCUGGAGGAGUACUGCAAGGUUAAGAGCACCGAGGACAGCAACGCCUUCCCUAGUGUUUACAUAGGCCUGAAGGAUAAACUCUCCGGCAUUCGCAAGGUCAUCGUGGACUCUACCGUACACUUAAUCCAGCAGCUGGAGAACUACAAGGGAAGGCUCCAGGAGUUCGCCAAGGAAGAGGAGUAUGACAUCAGAACUCAAGUGUCUGCUGUUCAGCGCAAAUAUCGGACUUCAAAACCUGAACCCAGAACCAGGGAACAGUUCCUCCAAUAUGCGCACGACAUCACGUUUGACCCCGACACGGCACACAGGUAUCUCAGGCUGCAGGAGGACAACCGCAAGGUCACCAACACCACGCCCUGGGAGCAUCCCUACCCCGACCUCCCCAGCAGGUUCAUGCACUGGAGGCAGGUGCUGUCCCAGCAGAGUCUGUUCCUGCACAGGUACUAUUUCGAGGUGGAGAUCUCGGGGGCUGGCACCUACGUGGGCGUGACCUGCAAAGGCAUUGACCGGAAGGGGGAGGAGCGUAACAGCUGCAUUUCUGGAAACAACUUCUCCUGGAGCCUCCAGUGGAAUGGGAAGGAGUUCACGGCCUGGCACAGCGACACCGAGACCCCGCUUAAAGCCAGCCCCUUCCGCAGGCUAGGCAUCUACGUGGACUUCCCUGAAGGGACCCUCUCCUUCUACGGUGUGGAGUACGAUGCCAUGACUCUGGUUCACAGGUUCGACUGCAAGUUUUCAGAGCCAGUCUAUGCGGCUUUCUGGCUUUCCAAGAAGGAAAACACCAUCCGGGUUGUGGAUCUGGGAGAGGAGCCGGAGCAGCCAGCACCGUCCUCAGUAGAGGCAGCCGCCUAGACUCCAGGGUCCGCGUCCCAGACCCUUGCUGGCCACAAGGAUGGGGAAAAGCUUGCAUUUUAAAGGUGACUUGGGGGCAGAAGCAUCUGCCAGCGGUAACUGGCUUUAGAAAUCACGUGUGUCUGUGAAGAGAGGGUUCUCUGGCUGCUCUUUUUUUUUUUUUUUGCUUCAUGCAGCGCUGUUCUCUACAUGUUUGUAUUAAAUCUUGGUGACGUUUUUCUGUCUGCUCAGGUGAUCAUCACACUG
Otolemur garnettii (small-eared galago) is the source of this 1920-nucleotide messenger RNA. It is a transcript of the gene TRIM16, whose product is annotated as tripartite motif containing 16. The record is from RefSeq and is a predicted model, not a curated record. NCBI's taxonomy places the organism in Eukaryota, Metazoa, Chordata, Mammalia, Primates, Galagidae. The coding region runs from base 1 to 1674 and encodes 557 amino acids. The transcript has 6 exons. Gene Ontology annotation, molecular function: zinc ion binding; protein binding.